GUACUAUCCUAAAGCACUCUCCUAAACACUAAGAUAAUGUAAAUCGGCCUUUAAGCUUAGUUAGAAGUUCUCUGUAUUCAAGUUAAAAUGGUUCGUGUCUACGCUAUCGAUUGUGAGUCGGUCCAAAAUGAUUUGGGUAAAAGCAUGGUUGCUAGAGUGUCCCUCGUGGAUGAAGCUUUAGAAACUGUUCUGGAUGAGUAUAUUAAACCUACUCGUAAUGUAGCCGACUACCGGACCUCGAUAUCCGGGAUUAAACGCGGCUACGAAACUGAAGCUAAACCGAUUGAGGAGGUACUCCGUCGUGUGAUAAACAUGGUCAACAGGCAAUUCGUGGUAGGAUUUAAUGUAAAGGAAGACCUCGACGCUUUGGGAAUAUCGCAUCCUAAAAUCUGGGACAUGGCGGACAAUAAGCACCUAGAUUGUUGCCAGAAACAUACACUCAAGAUUUUGGCUUAUAAAGAGCUUGGUUUGUCCAUUGAAGAUGUACCAUAUGACACUGUUAAAAAUGCGAAAGCUGUGAUGGAUAUUUACAAGAAAUAUGGCGAAUAAUUAUUUAUGUCACUAUUAUUUUUUUAAUCACGUGUUCUAAAGUGUUAGUUAAUAUUUUUAUUCCUCUUAUUACAAUUUAAGAGCUUUC
Molecule: messenger RNA, 637 nt
Organism: Pieris napi
Lineage: Eukaryota; Metazoa; Arthropoda; Insecta; Lepidoptera; Pieridae
Product: RNA exonuclease 4-like
Exons: 3
Coding region: 88-549 (153 amino acids)
Cellular component (GO): nucleus
Molecular function (GO): nucleic acid binding; exonuclease activity
Source: RefSeq, a predicted model, not a curated record